AACACAAAAAGUACUCCUCCUAUUACUAGUCACACACAAACUUUGAAGUAAAUCCAAUAGAGUUUGAGUUUCCACAGUAUAAGUACACAAACUGUAGCAUCUCCUUCGUGGUCCCUUUCCAUCAACCAUAACUUCACUCCAGUUCCACCUCAAUAAUGCUGCUUAGUUAUAUAAUCUAUCACUUUGAUUCCAAAUCUCAAACUUAGUUAUAAUCAACAAACAAACACUUAGUCAGACAAAACGGGUCUCCCUCUUUGGUUGCUUGGAUUUGGUCCUGACCUCUUGUGGGCCGACAUGAACCGUCUCCUCUCCUUCCUCUUCCAUCAGGGAGUAUUGGAUGAGCAAUUCUUGCAGCUUCAGCAACUACAAGAUGAGACAUCACCAAACUUUGUCUCUGAGGUUGUCAACAUUUAUUUUCACCAGUCUGAGAAGCUUCUUAGGAAUCUCAGAUCAUUGCUGAUGGAGAGAGAGUUCAUGGAUUAUAAGAAAAUAGGGAUUGAUUUGAAUCAGUUUAUGGGUAGCAGUUCAAGCAUUGGUGCAAAAAGAGUGACUAAUGUUUGCGUCGCCUUUCGUGUCGCCACCGAACAAAACAACCGUGCCGGAUGUUUUAGAGCAUUGGAAAUGCUGGAACAUGAAUAUUGCUAUCUCAAGAACAAAUUGCACGAACUAUUCCAAAUUGAACAGCAACGUGCAUUGGCAGCUGGAGUGAGGAAUCCAGUACAGAAUGAAUAAAGUGGAGUUAAAGAAAUGAUGAUUAGAUGGAUGUGUUAGAAUUUUUUUUUCUUUUCUUUUCUACUUUUCAUGUCAAUCUUUUCUGGUUUCGUAAGGCUAAGGGCACGUCUUUCUUGUUAUAGACAAACCAAGUUAAACAUAACUUUUGUACUUGGAUGUGUAGGGAAUAGAAAAAAUAUAAGGGGGGUCACUAGAUUUUGGAUUCUCUUAUUUAUGAGGUGGGAUCAUGUUCUCUUAUGCUUUGAUGUAACUCUUUUGAUUUUUUUGAAUUAAAGUGUAUCAAAUCUGUUGAAAGUUUA
Messenger RNA from Vicia villosa (hairy vetch), 1031 nucleotides. RefSeq names its product pseudo histidine-containing phosphotransfer protein 6-like. The transcript is spliced from 5 exons. Gene Ontology annotation, molecular function: protein histidine kinase binding; histidine phosphotransfer kinase activity. Gene Ontology annotation, cellular component: nucleus; cytoplasm. The record is from RefSeq and is a predicted model, not a curated record. NCBI's taxonomy places the organism in Eukaryota, Viridiplantae, Streptophyta, Magnoliopsida, Fabales, Fabaceae. Gene Ontology annotation, biological process: phosphorylation; phosphorelay signal transduction system; cytokinin-activated signaling pathway. The coding region runs from base 295 to 732 and encodes 145 amino acids.